Zerene cesonia (dogface butterfly) is the source of this 1874-nucleotide messenger RNA. RefSeq lists its product as uncharacterized. NCBI's taxonomy places the organism in Eukaryota, Metazoa, Arthropoda, Insecta, Lepidoptera, Pieridae. The coding region runs from base 305 to 1726 and encodes 473 amino acids. The record is from RefSeq and is a predicted model, not a curated record. The transcript has 5 exons.
UAUACUCGUAAUAUGUGCCAGUGUAUAUGUACAUUAGUAAACACUUUACCCCUUCCAAUAAAAUGUCCCCCACUCCGCUGCCCGCGCGUCCACCCGUGACUUAUAUGUGUUUUCUCAUUUGAUCAGUGACUGGCGACGUGUUCGCGCGUGUCAUAAAACGUUAUUUUUGAUAUUUGUGUAACCUUGAACCCUUGAAUGCUAUUACCAUCGCAAAUACAAUUGUGGUAUAAAGUAUUAUUAUUUGUGCAGUGUUUUGCAAGGAAUCUUCUGGAUUUGGAUUGAUUGAUACCAUAAAUUAUAAGUCAUGUUUACUUCUGCUAGUCACACGUUAGAUUCAGCUUAUCAAAAUGAAUGCAGUGCUUCAAACCUCGAAUACUUUGAUCUGAAUAAGCCCGUAAAGGUGACCGUGAUUAUAGACGAUGACUUCGACAUAUCUCCUUCCAUACCUCAGGAUAACAACAAUAAUAGUAAAAAUAAAAAUACCAGGCCAAGAAAACGUGCCAGACCCAAAAAUAAAAAGCAGGAAAUAAUACAUACCAAACAAACGCUCGAAUGUACAGAAAAUCUGCAAACAAAAGAUAAUACCAACGAAAUAACAUCAACGCCUUUAUUCAUUAAUUUAGAACAUAACUCAGUGUCUAUAAAUAACUCUUUUAGUAAUUAUGUUCAUAAAGCAGCGGUUCAUCCAUUAGAUAUAAUUCUGUACGAUAUUUUGGAUAUUAUCAAAUUUUACUUUACCAAACGACCAUUUUGUCACAAUCAGAAUUAUUAUGAGAGCUUUAAAACAAUAAAGUUCAGCCAUUCAUAUGAAUAUGUCCUAAAGUACUUAAUACCAAUAGAACAUAAUGAUCCCGUAUUAAACAACUUUAUUAUGAGAAUCACGACAAUCGCAAAAGAUUACUCGUUUCCUAUUGUUUUUAACCAAAGUAGAUAUCUUUUACUUGAAAUGAUAAAAUGGUGUAAGGAUAAGAGCAUGACGCGUCCACCUCCUUAUAAUGUAUACCCAAUAUUCAUGGCAGAAAACCCUUCUUCUGUUUCUAACCAUAUAAACAUGAAUAAACUAAACCAAAUUGAAUCAGCUUUAAAUAAUGAAGAAGUUAGGAUUAAUGUAGAUCAGGAACUUCAUAAUUUAUGUAACAAUCCCAACAAAGACAUUUGUAAUGGAAGUCAAAACUCUGUCAACUCAACUCAGUCACUCAGUGAAAACUCAGAUAUAUUACCACAACAUGGAUCCGUGUUCCCAACAACAUUUAACCAGGAUACAAGAUGUGAUUCACACAGAUAUCCAACAGUACAGAGUCUUUUAAACUCCAAUGGCGAACGAAAUAUAUUUGAAAAUGACUCACUUGAGAAUCGCAAUAAUGACACAAUAUAUCGACCUGAAAUUGUAAUUCAAUUAGAUAUUAAUCAACAAGUAGAAGCAACUAGAUGUACAAUAUCUACAGACAGUGGUUUUACAAGUCCAUUAACGUUUAAUUUCUCAGAUGAAUUCACAGUGAUCAACAAAGAGCCGCAAACGGAAGUCAACCAUGAAGAUAUGAUGCCAAUUAUUGAAAAUGUGACAUCUCUUAAUACAACUGUCAAGCUAGGUGCUUGUAAUGUGUGCAAGAAGACUACCCACAAAAUGUGUAAAGGCUGUUACAAAAUUUUCUACUGCAGUAUUGAAUGCAUGAAAGCAGAGUGGCAACUUCACAAGUUUUUCUGCUGCCAACCCUCCGGCAAUUAAGUACUGAAGUGAAAAUAGAAAAAAAAGCGAGAGCACAAGCAGUUAUGAAACCAAUAUAUGUUAAUUACAUCCUGUUACAUUGUAUUGAAGUUGUUAAAUUUUCAAUAAAUAUUGUUUUUGAUAUGAUAUAAUUAUAAUGUGUAAAGAC